AUGAGUAAAGCGAUACUGGUGAAUAAAACUUCUGAUGAUCGGAUGCUGGCUUCACCCGAUGGUUUAGCUGAACUGACGUCAGUGGCAACGGCAGAUGCGGCAGAUGAGGCAGCUGAGGCAGCACCAGAUACGGCAGAUGCGGCAGCUGAGGCAGCACCAGAUACGGCAGAUGCAGCAGCUGAGGCAGCACUAGAUACGGCAGCUGAGGCGGAUGAGGCAGCGCUAGCUGCUUUUGAACUGGCUGAAGCUGCAGCUGAAGUUGCGGGAGUUGUGGGUGAUGCAGAACUAGUUGCUGCUGGCUCCUGA
Messenger RNA from Ambispora gerdemannii, 306 nucleotides. Lineage: Eukaryota; Fungi; Glomeromycota; Glomeromycetes; Archaeosporales; Ambisporaceae. The record is from the annotation of a GenBank genome assembly.